AUGGAGAGAAGGCAGGAAAGAGAUGGCGGUGAGGGGGUGGCAGAACGGGAACCUGGUGGCAGGGGGCUAAGGCUGAGGAGGGAGAUUGGCUUGUGGAGUGCUGUGUCCCUGACUGCUGGCUGUAUGGUCGGUUCUGGUAUCUUCAUGUCACCACAGGGGGUCUUGGUCUACAUGGGCAGCCCCGGGGCCAGUCUUGUGGUCUGGGCAGUCUGUGGUCUCCUGGCCAUGAUGGGCGCCCUGUGCUAUGCUGAGCUGGGUGCUCUGGUACCCAAAUCUGGGGGGGAGUAUGCCUACAUCCUGCAAAUCUUUGGCUCCUUGCCAGCCUUCCUGGUUAUCUACACGUUUGUGCUGUUGGUCAGACCAGCCGCCAUCGCGGCCAUCUCUCUGAGCUUUGCUGAGUAUGCAGUGGCUCCGUUCUACCCCGGCUGCUCCUCGCUGCCGCAGGCUGUGCUCAAGGCUGUGGCAGCCAUCUGCAUCCUGUCGCUGAUGCUGGUCAACGGCAGGAGCUCGAGGCUGGCCACCAUGCUGACGAACGUGUGCACGGUCGCCAAAGUGUUCUCGUUGUUGGUCAUCGUGGGGGGUGGGGCUGUGGUGCUGGGCCAGGGCCGCGGCUACACGGACGCCUUUCUGUUCGCCUUCCACAAUACCACGCAGCAGCCCGGGCGCAUCGGUAUGGCCUUCUACCAGGGACUGUGGUCCUUUGAUGGCUGGAAUAAUGUCAACUACGUGAUGGAAGAGCUCAAGAAUCCGAAGCAAAACCUGGUGUGGGCGCUGCUGAUCGCCAUCCCUCUGGUCACCAGCCUCUACCUCCUGGUCAACAUCAGUUACCUGCUCGUGUUGUCAUCCAAUGAGAUCCUCUCCUCUAAUGCUGUGGCCGUGAGCUGGGGGAACCAGGUGCUGGGAGCCUGGGCCUGGCUGGUACCCUUGGCUGUCACACUCUCCACGUUUGGCUCCGUCAAUGGGAUCUUCUUCGGUGGAAGCCGUGUGUGCUAUGUGGCUGCAAGAGAGGGCCACAUGCCCCAACUUCUGUCCAUGGUUCAUGUGCAUCGCCUCACACCAACUCCCGCCCUGAUGUUUACCACCGCAGUGGCUCUGGUCCUGGUCAUCCCAGGAAACUUCAGCACCAUCGUGAACUUCUUGAGCUUUCUUGGCUGGAUCACCUAUGGAACCACCAUUGGCUGUCUCUUGUACUUGCGGAUAAAGAACAAGAAUCUUCCUCGACCUUACAAGGUCCCCACCAUCAUCCCUGUCAUCAUGCUCCUUGCUUCUUUCUACCUGGUGCUGGCACCCAUUAUUGAGCACCCCCAGACCGAGUUCCUGUACAUCUUCCUGUUCCUGCUCAGUGGCAUCCCGGUCUAUUUCCUGCUUGUCUAUUUCCGAUGCCAGCCCAAGUGGUUGCAGAUGGCCACCCUGUAUCUCCAGCUGCUCCUGGAAGUUGCUCCAACUGUUAAAAAUGUGGACUAAAGGACUGGACAGGUGCGCACUGCCCUUCUUGCUGCAGACAUGUCUGUCCCCACGCAGGUGGCCUUGCCAGAUUUUCUGUAGGUUGUGCAUAAUUCCAAUGAGUGAAUGGAAAGCUAAAUACAGCUACUGUGAAGCUUUGGGGGGUAUCCAACCAGGACAGCAUCCCCCUUUCUCUAAGAACUGUGCCUCCAGUGCAGGCAGAUCUCACAGUC
Neogale vison (American mink) is the source of this 1676-nucleotide messenger RNA. RefSeq names its product b(0,+)-type amino acid transporter 1-like. Lineage: Eukaryota; Metazoa; Chordata; Mammalia; Carnivora; Mustelidae. Gene Ontology annotation, cellular component: membrane. Gene Ontology annotation, biological process: amino acid transmembrane transport. The transcript is spliced from 6 exons. The record is from RefSeq and is a predicted model, not a curated record. Gene Ontology annotation, molecular function: L-amino acid transmembrane transporter activity. The coding region runs from base 1 to 1464 and encodes 487 amino acids.